AUGUCACAACAGGGCCAGCAGCCAGGUCCUUCGCGGCAAGCUAGCCACUCCGACAACGACGACAGCAGGGACGAUCAGCCUGGAAGCGGUCUCAAGAAGAAGCGCAUUCAACAAGCUUGUCGGCCCUGCAGCAUCAAGAGGGUCAAGUGCGACGGCUCCAACCCUUGCAACACCUGCACCAGGUCCGGCGAGGUCUGCGAGUAUGGACAGCCCAAGAAGAGGGGUCCGCCCAAAGGCUCCACUCGAGGCGGCAGCAAAGCAGCAAAGCGCAAGACAGACGCGCGCGAAUCUACGGCUCGAAGAGGUGUCUACGACCAAGCGGCAGCCUUGCCGAUCCAGUCUACCCGCGACUAUGCGUCCAGUGCAGCCGCAGCCAGAGACACAAACGCUACCUCCGUCCCUCUUUCACGUCCACGCCUAUCGCCGCCUCCCGCGCUCAACGAAUCGAAUCGACACCUCCCGUCUGCGCAGAUCGACUUUGCUUCUUCUUCUUCCGCCUCCCGAUACCCACCAACUGCCAACGCGUACGCGCAGUCAUACUCGGGCAUCCAAUCGUAUCACGCUGGCCCAGGGCCUAUUCCUACUUACCGCAGCGAUGCUCAUGUCGAUCCAUACCCUUACUCUGCGCACGCCUCCCCAGAAUCGAGCUUUCGCACAGCCAGCCAUCGCACCGCAGGGUCUAUUCAUGACGGCAGCGUCGGCAGUCCCAACGACAACGCUAGUCCCGGCUACUAUCCGCCCCACUCGUACCCGUCUCGAUACGAUCCCGCUUCAGCAUCUCUGCCUCCACACAGGCAGCGCACCGAGACGCUCUAUCGCGGCAGCAGCAGCGGUCUAGGCUUCAUUCGUCCACCUUCUGGUUCCACCGAUCGCAGAUUGCCGCCCCUUGACUUUAAAGCAUCCCGCACGUCCAGUCGAUCCUCCACGUCUCCAAACAACUACGGUCGUCUGCCUACCACUUCAGACCCGUACCAGUCAUCUCUUUCGGCUCGUCCGGGCGCCAAUCGUCCUCCAUUUAACGAUACUGGGUCGUAUACGCGUCCAUCGCAGAACACCUCUUCGGCAGCGUUUUCAGGCAACGCAGCGAAUCCUCCGAGCGGAGCCGCCGCAGCGUCCAGCACGUACGACCCUAGCGGGCCAGCUUCAGAUGCUUCGCGCUACGGCAGCGGUCCCAUGCAGCGCAACACUACUGCCAACUCACAGAUGCCAGGCCCAACGGGCUGGGCGAGCUCAAUUCCUCCGCAGAUCAAUCCGACCCAAGAGGCAGCUGAAGCCGAUCAAGCUGCCAUGGGAAGACCAGCCGGCAUUCGGCAGUCCCACACCGGCGAGGGUAACCAGCUUUUGGUAGGAGGGACGCUUCGGCAACUCCAACGCGACCGCAAUCGCGAUCGCGAUCGCGCUAGCAGGCAAGACAAAGCGGCGAACGUCGACUCAUACGACGCACCCGAAGACAUUGAUCUCGAACCUCUUCUCUGGGUCGAGCCAGGAGAUGAGAGCAGGCACGGCGUCAAUCGCUCCGGAGUCACCCUGACUAAGCCCGAGAUCCCCCCUCUCAUUCAGGAACGUCUCUUCACGAUCUUUUGGGGCAUCGUCGAAACCAUAUGGCCUGCCCUUUACAAGCCCGCACUGUGCCUCACUGGCUACAAUGUGAUUGACCCAGAGAAGCAUCCCAUGCUGCACAAUGCCGCCUGCGCACUUGCGGCUGUCGCAUGGGACUCGGGCGAGUUCGCCGUCUCGGAAGGGGACACGGAAGCCACUCAAUCCGACUUGGUCGAACGCACAGUCUCGGACCUCAGCUUUAGUCAAGGACCCGGUCAGCUUGGCGACGGCACCAGCCUCCGCCGAUUCAGUGCCAUGGACCUCGGCGACAUCUUCCUUGCCAGGGCCAAGUACUAUCUCGUCAAGACCAACAACGAGCCUAGUCUCGAGACGAUCCAAUCGCUUCUCUUCAUGGCUCUCCGAGAGGGUGGCAACGGUCGAGCCAGCCAAGCCUCUGCUUACAUCUCGACUGCUUCCCGCAUGUGCAUCGAUCUCGGUCUGCAUCGACAGCGCGAUUUUUCUUCCGUGCUCGGCUUGCAGUUCUCGCAUGGAGAAGAGCAGGCAAGGCGGAGGAUCUUUUGGUGCUUGUACCUGCUCGACAAGACUUCGUCGGCGUCCCUAGGUCGGCCGGUGACACUGCGGUAUGCGGAGAUCGACUGCCCGCUCCCCAACAUCGACGACAUCGAUGAACACGAGACGUGGGCAGAAACGACCAACAACAGCUCGCUCAUCAAGGACCCGGCUCGUGCCAUCCUGCUCAAGACUCCCGUCGCUGCCAUGACUCAUUUGCGAAUCGGUGUCCGGCUUGGACGCAUCUGCGAGGAGGUCAUCGCCAACUACACGCAUGUGCAUCGCAGCGGCGACGAGGAUCGCGAUGGCUCUAUCUACGACCAUGAUGGCAAAGCGGACGACGGUGAGGUACCCGGUUGGGAGACGCGUCUCAUCCGUUUGCAUCAAAAGCUGGAAGCUUGGGAGCGUGACCUGCCUGACCGUCUCCGCUUCGACAAUCCGGCCCAUCGCUUGCCCAACACGCUCAAUCAGCACCUCUGGUUCCAGGCUUGCAAAGUGAUGCUGCAUCGUCCCUACAUUCUCAAGCAAUCCUCUCGUCCCGACCUGCCUCCCUCGCACCGCAUUUGCACUGAUGCAGUUGGCAGCAUCUGCGACAUCCUCACCGCCUAUGACCACAACUUUGGCAUGCGCAAGCUGUCCUCCACCGUGACCUACUGCAUCUUCACCGCAUCGACCAUCGAGAUCGCCAACACGACCUCGACGGAUCCCGUCAUUGCGCUCGAGGCAAAGAGGAGGCUGCGCAAAUUUAUGACGUGGCUGUCGAGGAUGAGUGGCUCGUGGCAGAGCGCGAGCCACCAUCUCAAGAUCUUGGAGCAGCUUGGACACCUCAAUGAUGCCGACUUGGACGGUACGGGUCUGCCGAGCCACCGAGAACCCAGUGCGCCGGGCAGCUUGGUGGCGAGCAGAGCGGACAGUCCGUCAGCCGCUGCGAACCCGGGAGCCGCAGCGGCGUCCGUUGCGUCGUCAAAGAGCUCCGGUGUCGAUGUUGGGUCGUCGUCACUUUCGUUUGCAGGCGACAACAAUCAGGGCUUGCUGGGCAGUGGUGGUAUCGGACAAGGUCUUGCACACAAUCACCAGCAGCCAGCUCACACUACGGGAGGCGAUUUUGCUUCCGCCUUGGGCCCUAGCGUCCCGGCGCUGCAGCCAUCGGGGAUGUCGGUCGCAGGAAACGACAUGGCCAGUUUCUCGGUCCCGGGUCCGAUCGGGGCGCCCAUGCACCUCGAUCGUUCUCGCACCAGCUUUCAGCUUGACUCGACGCUGCAAGACGACUUGUACGCUCAGUUCCAGGCGCAAGGGCAGAAUCCAGGCUUGCUCUACGGCUGGCCAGCUACUGCGCGCGUAGCUACACCGAAUCCGAACGCGGCUGCUGUCUUUGACAACGCUCUCGUUGCCGCUACUGCUGCGAAUGCGACUCCACAGCCUCUCGCCGGUCGACCGAUGUCGCUCAAUGCUGCUGUUCCGAGUGUCUCGAACAAUUCAGUCCAAAUGGCAGGAAGCGCUGUCAACCCAAACGCCUACCUCAAGCUCCACGACACCUCGUACUGGGGAGCGAUGCCGCUUGCGUCGGAGGACGCGCUUGGCUGGGCCAACUUUACCAACUCGUACCUGGAGGCGCUCAACGGGAUGGCGAAUCCUCUUGCAGUGCCUGCCAGCGCCGAUGUGAAUCUCGACAUCACUGCCGCGGCGACCAAUACACGCUGA
This is a messenger RNA of Kalmanozyma brasiliensis GHG001, 3810 nucleotides long. RefSeq lists its product as uncharacterized. The record is from RefSeq and is a predicted model, not a curated record. Lineage: Eukaryota; Fungi; Basidiomycota; Ustilaginomycetes; Ustilaginales. The transcript has a single exon. Gene Ontology annotation, biological process: DNA-templated transcription; regulation of DNA-templated transcription. The coding region runs from base 1 to 3810 and encodes 1269 amino acids. Gene Ontology annotation, molecular function: DNA-binding transcription factor activity, RNA polymerase II-specific; DNA binding; zinc ion binding.